AUGCCAAUGAAUAACCUUUUAUCAAUACAAGAUAAUAUGCCGUCCUCUUCUGAGGAAAAUAAUUGCGACUCCCCAUAUUCACCGGCGUCAGACGACUUUUCUGUGAAUAACUUGUAUAACCCUUCGACUUUACUGGAUCCAAAACUAGAAGUACUAGACUCAAAUACUUCUCUUUUCUUCAUGACCCCUCAACAAACGCCUACAAGAGAACUUCAACCUUCGGUACAACAAGAUCACCACGUUCACCAGUCCGUUUUCAACCCUGUGCCUAUGACUGACCUUCAACAGCAAUCUUUAAAUAAUUUCAUGUCCCCGACAUUUACACAAGGUAUAGCAAAUUAUACACAAAAAAACAUGAGCUACCUCGAAUAUAUGAAUGGAUCUGAUGAUAAUAACAUAGAACCAAGUGUCACAUCACCUCAGUCGGAUCGGCAUUGUCAUAUGCAGGAUAUCAGUGAUAAAGGAUUACAGAUUCACGUUCUCGGAGUCCCGCAGACUGGUGCCAAAUCUCGUGUAGAAACACAAAUCAAAUUAUGUCUACAGCUUGUCACGGAUAAAGGAGAAAAAGUGCCAUUAUGGUCACAUUUACGCUUGCCCGAAUAUAUGGUUGCUAAAGAAAAACUCAAAACUAAAAACGCAAGGAAUCCACCGGAUCAAAUGAAUAUCUCAGAAAAAGGUGUGCUAAAUUUAGAAGCAACCGUGGUUUGCGCGAGCGAGAUACCGAAAAAAGUACUUACUUGUCUGGGUUGUGUCCAACGAGAGCGAAAGAGGUCUCAGCGUAAAAAAGAAAACAGGCACGCCAAGGCAAAUUCGAACGCUGCUGCGCCACAAGUCGAUGACGCCAAUAAACCAAUGGAUUUAGACGAUGAAAAGACGAUGCAAUUAGAACAACGCAAAAUUCUAUUAUUCAAUUGUAGUGAGAUCGUUGAUUUUAGUAGUGGUGACACUAUUUUACCAACAAGAAUCACGUGUUAUUGUCGACAUCAUAAUGAGAAAGUUGGGUUCUGCAUUUACUUUGUAAUGAAAGAUUAUACUGAUUCUAUCAUUGCAACUGGAAUGUCACCUCCUAUUAUGAUAACUGACGAUCACAAGUCGUCAAAAACAAAAGUUGGUGUUGGAAGAAAACGACCAAGAGCUGAAUAUGAUCGUAGAAAUUCCACAACAGCGAACAAUCCCAUAAAUUCUACAAAAAGCAAAGCCAACGAAAGGCAUGCGUCUUCUUCAUUAUCAAACGGUACAAAUGAGCAAUCCACGCCGCCAUCCUUAUCAAUAAUACCUACUUCUGAACCUAAUGGAGGACUUUCGUCUCCAGUUUCCAUUAUUCCCACACAAAAUUCUAGCUUGAUCGCAUCGAUUUCAUCACAACAAUCAACGAUUAAGCAUGAAAAAAACAAUAAUUCACGACAACGUUUACACGUUCAGCCUUCAUUUGGAUUCAAUUCAUCAUCAUCCCCCGCAUCACCGAUUUCACCAAUGUCACCCAUUAUUCCUCAAAAUUUACAAAAUACCCCAAAUACUCCAAAUACAUCUAGCCAACCCUAUCAACAGCUUGAUCAAAAUACUAAUUUGGCUACUUCAGGCCCACAAGUGAAUUUUCCCGUGGUAGCCAAUAAUGCUGCUAUGAUGAACUUAUCUAUGGCACCCACAUCACUUAACAACAUGAAUCCCAUUUAUCAAACGGCACAAUUACAUCAAAAUCUCGGCGCUCCCAAUCGAUUUAAUAUCUCAGCCGCUCAUCACGGUGGAGGCCCAAUGCGCUUGCAUGCUUCUCACCAUCCUAACCAAAUGCUAAGGAGGUCAUUUUAUAACACUUCUGGAAAUUCCAUUUAUCAAAAUGGUACGAUCAACGGAUACCCCAUACCGAGGAUGAGCAGGCUUAUUCCUUCUGAGGGUCCCACUUAUGGUGGCAUUGAGGUGACCGUUUUAGGAAGCAACUUUUUUGAGGGACUUACUUGUGUUUUCGGUGAAAAUCCAGCAAUUCCUACACAAUAUUGGUCCCCAAAUACACUGGUUUGCAUUUUACCACCAGCUCCAACACCGGGUACAGUCGUUGUGAGUUUUAAGGAAUUUCCUAUAAGCUUGAUAGAUAAUCCGGAAGAAGUCGUCCUUUUCUCUUACACUGAUGAUUCUGAUCGAGCUUUAAUGGAGUUAGCGCUUCAAGUCGUAGGGAUGAAGAUGACCGGAAAGAUAGAAGAUGCACGCAACAUUGCUAUGCGCAUCGUUGGCGGCAAUGAUAACAACAGUAAUUCUGGUAAUUCCAAUGGCAAUGGAAGUAUGAAUGGGAUGCACAACCAUUUGGCAUCUUUUGCUCGUCAAGCAGGAGAAAAUAAUUUCGAAGCACAUAUUAUAACAACAAUAAGCUUAUUAGAUGUACUUGAAACAGAGCAUGAUAGUAUUUCAUUACAAAAUCGUCAACAACAUACGAUGCUGCAUAUAGCGGCUAUGUUGGGUUACACAAGAUUAUGCUCCGUGUUAAUUGAUCGAGGCAUCGACUUGAACUUACAGGACAAAUAUGGCUUUACUGCACUUCAUUACGCGGCAUGGACAGGUAGAGAGGAGAUUGUGAGAAUACUUAUCACAGCUGGUUCUGGAGAUAUCAUUCCCAAUAUCAACGAUCAGUAUGCUAUUGAUCUAGCCAUAUCUCGAAAUUUCGAUGAAAUUGUUGCAAUUAUCAAUGAUCAUCGUUUGCACGAUUCUGGGGUAUCGUUGUCAUCAUCAUCCGAACAAUCUUCAAUAUACGGAUCUGAUGAUGAUUGGGAUGACAGUGAUGAUGAGAAUAGGGAACAAACGGAAGAAUCCAUUAACGAUAAACAAAAUCAUGAAACAACACCCAACAUUUCUUGGGUAGAUUCGGCGACCGCUAAUGAUUUAUUACUAAACAAAUCGGAAGAGGAUGAUGGAAUCGUAAAUGCAGAAGUGGUUGAUAAGAAGAACAUUAAACAACCUUUCUCUGAGAUGGCCACCGAUUUAGCUUCUGCUUCUACUAUUUGGCUCCAAAAAACAUUUGCGCACAUGCAUAUGCCAACUAUAGGCAAACCUUCUCAGAUUAACAUUCCUCUUCCCUACAUUAAAAUGCCUAAUCUUCAAAUGCCCAAUUUACAAAUGCCAUACCUUCAAAACUUUUCUUCCCCAAAGUUUUCAACCAUGAAUUUUGGCACCAACUUAUCAAUUCCAAGACCUUCCAUGCCAUCAAUGCCUUCACUUAACAUGAAUAUUGAAUUUCCAACUUUACCAAUGGUAACUUUCCCCGCUAUAAUACCCAGUGGAUUUACAAGUUUUGUAAGAGAUGAAAAAAGCAUGGCUAAUGGAGGUGACAUGAGUGAAAUGAAUAUGGCACAAUAUUACAAGAAUAAAUGGCUUAGACAAGAUCAACCUGUUCAACAAGAACAAUCACCAAAAGAAGUUGGUCAAGGAUUUGGUAGAUUUGGUUAUAGUUGGCCAUUUUAUGGAUCGCAACCAGUUGUGCCAAUGUAUCAUCACGAACCCGAAGAACCUCGUGCUCCAUCACCAUCACCGCCUGCUAAUAUUUCACGUGUAAGUCGCAAGGUUGGAUAUGAUCUUAGUUCUUUGAAUGAUGAACAAAUGGCUCGUGUGGAACAUCAUGAUGAAAAAUAUAAAAGAUUAAAGAAAGAUAAAAUGUUGUUUUUAUUCUGGGUACCAGUAUUUUUCGUGAUGAUUGCCUUGGCAGUAAUGAAAUACAGUACAAUAGGCAUAACAGAACUUACAUUAUUAAUACGAAAUGUCGUAUAUGAUAUUGUUGGUUGGGUAAAAUUUGAUUAA
Messenger RNA from Funneliformis mosseae, 3780 nucleotides. Lineage: Eukaryota; Fungi; Glomeromycota; Glomeromycetes; Glomerales; Glomeraceae. The record is from the annotation of a GenBank genome assembly.